CUUUAUCAGGAAGAAGAAAACCGCUAUGUAGCCAAACUGCUUAGGAGAAACGAGCAACGUUUUAGCGACUGUAGUAUUUUUAUUAAAGAAAAAUUAAAGCGUCGGGGCGAUAUAGUAUAAACUCGAUUUGAAUAUGAAAGUGAGAUAACUAGCGUGUAUUUGUUGUUAAGAGCAGAAAUGGAGAAGCAGUCGCGUCUGUUGUGUUCUGAGCUGUGCGUUCAGCGCAGACCGUAUGAGGUUACGUUAAACUGCGCGAUUCUCGCGUGGAAAGACAGACAAAUCGCCAAAAAACACACCGGACGCGCCAUAUAUGGAGCUGUCAAAGCGGGUAGUCACUGCGUCCCGGUGUGCGAGAUUAUAGCCGUUCAGGAAAAGGAAGAUGACUCUCCUUGCAAAGACACUGGAAAAUGGCAGAAGGUCCCUCAGAGCCCAGCAGACUCCUGCCAGCACGCUUUCACAGUGUACUAUGUAGAGAGGACGAGGCAGCGCUGCUGGCGGUGCAGCAACGUGACUUUCCACUGCUCUGAACAUUCCCUGUGUCUGCUCUGGGUCCAAACUAUAAGGGAACAACUUGCACUGCUGACCAAUCGACCGAAGAGCUUGCUAGUGUACAUCAACCCCUACGGAGGAAAACAACGUGGGAAGCAGAUUUACGACCACAAAGUGGCCCCCAUCUUUUCCCGGGCUUCCAUUUCCACCGACGUGAUUGUUACGGAGCGCACAAAUCAUGCCAGAGACCACUUGAAGACAGAGGCUGAUCUGAAGAAGUAUGAUGGUGUGGUGUGUGUCGGAGGUGAUGGCAUGUUCAGCGAGAUUAUGCAUGGCCUCGUCUCCCGUACGCAGCAAGAAGCAGGUGUGGAUGAGAACUCCGUGGAGGAGACCCUUAUGCCGUGUGGGGUUCGCAUCGGCAUCAUUCCUGCGGGUUCGACCGACUGUAUAUGCUACGCCACAGUUGGCUCAAAUGACCCCGUCACCUCAGCACUGCAUAUCAUCGUGGCGCCUAGCACGGGGUCCCGACGGCAUCAGCAAUGCAUCCUGGCUUUUUCUACAGGUGAUUCUCAGCCAAUGGACCUCUGCUCGGUGCACAACGAAGACGGCUUCCUGCGCUACUCUGUCUCACUGCUGGGUUACGGGUUCUACGGAGAUGUGUUGACCGACAGCGAGAGGAAGCGCUGGAUGGGCCCUGCCCGUUAUGAUAUCUCAGGUGUUAAAACAUUUUUGUCACACCGCUACUAUGAGGGAACGGUGUCUUUCUUACCUGCUGAAGGGAACUUGGGAACUCCUAGAGACAAAAUGCAGUGCCGAACUGGAUGUAGUGUCUGUCGGCAAUCCUCUUCUGACAAGCUGGUCAGCAAAAAUGAAGACAGCGUUUCCGAUGCUGAGUGUCAGGACACUUGGACCGUCAUCAGGGGAAAGUUCUUGGCCAUCAAUGCCGCCAGCAUGAGUUGCGCGUGUCCUCGAACUCCUAAAGGCCUGUCGCCGUCGGCGCACUUAGCAGAUGGAACAACUGACCUCAUCCUCGUCAGGAAGUGCUCCCGACUCGACUUCCUGCGCCACCUGCUGCGCCACACCAAUAAGGACGACCAGUUUGAUCAUUCAUUUGUGGAGGUGUACCGGGUCAGGCGGUUCCGAUUCGCCCCCAGAUAUCAGGAGUGUGAUUCUGAAGUGGACCUGAGAGAAAGCGGAGCGACGGGCAAGCGAUUUCUGAGUCAGAUCUGCAGGGAGCACAGAGCCUGUGGCUGCAUGCCGUCCCAGAGCAACUGGAAUUGCGACGGCGAGAUCCUCCCACACACUGCCAUUCAAGUCCGGGUCCACUGCCAGUUAAUCAAGCUGUUUGCGAGAGGCAUCGAAGAGCAGCCUGUGUUUGAGGACCCGUACGCUCACUGUGCAAUAUAGAUCUCUACUCCACUUAAAAAAAAAAAAGAAAAUCCAGCUGGAUCAUUAAGGAUUGAGAUUCUCCGAAUGGAAGAGUCACCUUCAGCUCAGCACACCGUCGUGCUGUUUCUUAUAUAACCCUCGUGAAGAUGCGUUGAAAACGCGAAGCUGGAGUCAACCGCAUUUAUGUAGGCUGCGUUAGAGUUGUGUAAGAUAGGAUCAGCUGUUUCGGCUAGGCAUUAGCAUUGCUGAUUUUUCAUUGCAAGUCCUUGAAGUUGCUGGCGGUAUCUCUUGCUUGCAACUUCCAGUUGUCGGCGUUUGUCUUCCACCACGAUCAAGCUGGUCUUGAGAGUAGCGUUAAUUGAAUUCCAAAGUCAGAUUCCUGGAACUGUGAAAACUCUGGCGUGUUGAUGAAAACAUUCCUCUUGGCUGCACCUUCACUGUUUUUUUUUUUUGUAAAGCACAUGAGGUGGUCACCUGAUGAAGUUAUCGGUAUCCAAAAAAGUUUGUGGGUUAAGUAGGUCGUUCAAAAAUUGAAGCUUGUUAACAAAUUUGAGUUAAAUUCUUCUGUUAAACAUAAAAGUUAUAUAUUUUGAAGGAUGUUGGUAACCGAACAGUAGCUGGUUGCCAUUGAUUUCCGUAGUGUGUGGGAAAAAUACGAUAAAAGUCACUUCCUCAACUAUUCCUUUAAAAAGGUAGCAUGAAAAAAGUAACGUAUGGCAUAUAGACAGUGAAGCCUGCAUUGAGUAACAUUUACACGUGAGCUGUACAUAUUAUGCAAAUGGCACUUCAGAUCAGUGUAAAUCCUGUAAAAACGUACCCCUUUGACCAAUUCUAAUGUAUCAUUUCCCACUCUUAUCACGGUCGGUUUUGUUUUCCCGACAUUUCGCGCAUGGAAAUGCAGUAUUAGUGAGCUAGACGCUGACAGCUACACGGUGUCACUGCAGGGUCAGUGUACGUACGGCUGUUCAUCAGGCGGAAUGUAAAUACUGUAGCGUUCUUUUCUGUGUCGUCUUCUUUGGCGGCACCCCCCGAGAAUAUUUCCUCCCUUUUAUAAUGAAUUUUUGCGUUUGCGUUUCUUAUGCUGAUGUCUUAUUUCUCACGAAAGCUCUUAUUGUUCCUGCGGUAUCGAAGAAUGAAGGAGUUUAUGAUAGACAGAGAAAUUGCAUAUCGCUUGUUGUGCAUGUCAGCUGCUUUAAUAUGCAAUUUUUAAAAUGUUUCUUUGAGCUGUGCUUGUUAUUGAGGGCGUGGAUUUCCCAUGAUGCAUCUGAAGAAGCAACACAACUUCUGGAGCCGUUACAGGGAAAACAUUGUUUGUGUCUUUCAGAGACUGAAAGAUUGCAGGGAAGCUCAUUUUUACCACAUAAAAAAAAUGCUUUGGUAAAUUAUAAUUAUGUCAUAAUUGGGUCAUUAGCUGUUAUUAAAAACUGAAAUAAAAAAAUUAAAAUGCAAAAAU
Molecule: messenger RNA, 3331 nt
Organism: Puntigrus tetrazona (Sumatra barb)
Lineage: Eukaryota; Metazoa; Chordata; Actinopteri; Cypriniformes; Cyprinidae
Product: ceramide kinase-like
Exons: 14
Coding region: 178-1896 (572 amino acids)
Molecular function (GO): kinase activity
Source: RefSeq, a predicted model, not a curated record